GCCUACAUGAAUUACUUUUAUUCAAGAACCUUCCUUUCUUCGCGGUCCACCUGCUUUCCUUUCUCCCUCCCUCCUCUCUCGCUCCAAUUGCAAGCAUACAGCGCGUUUCAAUGCGAAUCUGGAGCCGCAAUGCAAAGAUGAUGAGCGAUUGAAACUUGAUUAUUUAUAAAUAAUGCAUCUCAAUCCAAUGCCUUCAUAGAAUGGCUUUGAGAUCUGCUCGGCAUGCCUCUAAGCGCAAGAAUCGGAAAUUCCUCUUCAUUACAUUGUUAAUACUCGUGCCGCUUACUGUCACCGUGAUAUUCAGUUACGGUCGAAAGCUCUCCUACUUUUUCCGGCCGCUUUGGGACAAACCUCCACCACCAUUCGAGCGUAUACCGCAUUAUUACGCCGAGAAUGUCUCGAUGGACUAUCUUUGCAGUCUCCACGGCUGGUCAUUGCGAUCCGAACCUCGGCGCGUCUUUGAUGGAAUUAUAUUCAGCAAUGAAUUGGACUUGCUCGAGAUCCGGUGGAAGGAACUCUACCCUUAUGUCGCGAAAUUCGUAAUCUUGGAAUCGAACACGACGUUCACUGGUAUGAAAAAGCCUCUGCACUUUGCGCAAAACCGCGACAGAUUCGCUUUCGCCGAGGAUAAGAUUGUUCACAGCGUAUUACCCGGACGCGUCGCUCCGUACGGGUCGAAGCACGACCCGUUUACGUUCGAAGCCGAUCAUCGUAUAGCUAUGAACUGGCUACUUCACGACGCCGGAAUAUCCUCCGGCGAUAUCCUUAUCGCCUCCGAUACGGAUGAAAUCCCGAGCCCUCACACCAUUAAACUUCUGCAGUGGUGCGAUGGCGUGCCGCCGGUUCUUCAUCUCGAGCUGAAGCAUUACCUCUACUCGUUCGAGUUCCCCGUCGACUACAGCAGCUGGCGCGCCUCUGCGCAUAUCUACAAUCCGCGGACGUUGUACCGACAUUCGCGCCAGACCGACGUUAUUCUCUCCGAUGCGGGUUGGCAUUGCAGCUUUUGCUUCCGGUAUCUGAGCGAUUUCAUCUUCAAAAUGACGGCGUACAGCCACGCCGAUAGGGUGAAGUAUAAGGAGUUCUUGAGGUAUUCGAGGAUUCAGAAAAUAAUCUGUCGGGGCGAUGAUCUGUUCGACAUGCUUCCGGAAGAGUACACUUUCAAGGAUUUGAUCAAGAAGAUGGGGCCGAUUCCCCGGUCGACUUCCGCCGUUCAUCUUCCGGCUUACUUGAUCAAGAAUGCCGAAAAAUUCAGGUUUCUACUACCCGGCGGUUGUAUGCGUCGCGCCGGAUGAUUUUGUGCGUAGCUUUCAGCUAUUUGGAGGGAUACGGGAUGGGAUCCUUGGUCUAAAACUUUAUCCGGUUUAUUUAUACACAUAAGAAAUGUAUCUAUACAGUCCCGAAAUGGAUGGCUUAGUGGUGUAGGGAUGAACUCGUGACCGUAAGGUUAUGAGUUCAAAUUUCUGACGUCGGGAUGAGUAGCGGCUGUGGAUUCCAAUGUUAUAAAUUUAUUUGGUUUUAGUCUGAGGAUCCUUUCCUAGGGUAGGGAGCCUUAGUUUUUGGGGGUCUCGGUGGUUAAUUCGAACAUUUUCGUAUUUAUUUUUUAUAACGUGUUACGAGUGAUACUGUUAGAAUGACCGUGUAUAGGUUUGUAACAUUUGAUACGAUUAUAAUGAGAAAUUUUU
Andrographis paniculata is the source of this 1682-nucleotide messenger RNA. RefSeq lists its product as uncharacterized. Gene Ontology annotation, cellular component: membrane. NCBI's taxonomy places the organism in Eukaryota, Viridiplantae, Streptophyta, Magnoliopsida, Lamiales, Acanthaceae. The record is from RefSeq and is a predicted model, not a curated record. Gene Ontology annotation, biological process: protein N-linked glycosylation; N-acetylglucosamine metabolic process. Gene Ontology annotation, molecular function: beta-1,4-mannosylglycoprotein 4-beta-N-acetylglucosaminyltransferase activity. The transcript has 2 exons. The coding region runs from base 201 to 1292 and encodes 363 amino acids.